GAUACAACCCGACCCGGGCAUUUGCGUCGGUAUGCCGUAUAAGCGAACCGGGAACGCGAAUAAAGAUGAGGUCUCACGGACUCCUCGCCGGUGUGCCCUCCACGUCCACCUCCACCGCCUUUCCUUCCCCAUCCUCGUCUCCUUCCCGCCUAUUUAAACCCCUCUCCGCUCCCCAAAUGCUCUCGUCUCAUUCCCUCUCUUUUGCCCUCAAUCCCCCAGGUUCCCAUCCCCCUUCUCUUCUCCGUUCUCGAUCCCUCUUCCUCCCUCGAUCCCGACUCUCUUCCCCAUUCGAGCUCCCUCCUAUCGGGAGUUCCAGUUCGACGAGGUGGCGGCGGUUCUGCGAGCCGAUCAGGGCUUCGACGGCGGAGAAGGGGAUGGGGAUCGUCGACGCCGUGGCGGAGGCCGAGAUGCAGCGGUUCAUGGAGGUGGCCAAUAAGGUGGCCGACGCCGCCGGAGAGGUCCUCCGGAAGUACUUCCGCCAGAGCUUCGAGAUCCUCGACAAGGAGGACCUCAGUCCUGUGACAAUUGCGGAUAGAGAUGCAGAGGAGUCCAUGGUUUCGAUACUAUUGGAGAAUUUUCCUUCCCAUGCAAUUUUUGGAGAGGAGAAUGGUUGGAGGUGCAAGGAGAAGUGGACUGAUUAUGUUUGGGUUUUGGACCCCAUUGACGGCACGAAGAGCUUCAUUACUGGAAAACCUUUAUUUGGUACUCUUAUUGCUCUUCUCCACAAGGGAAAACCGAUCAUUGGCAUUAUCGAUCAACCUGUUUUAAGAGAGAGAUGGAUUGGGAUGGAUGGGAGAAGAACAACAUUGAAUGGACGGGAAGUUUCUACGCGCACUUGUAGCAAAAUUUCCCAAGCCUACUUGUAUACAACAAGUCCGCAUCUCUUCAGUGGGGAUGCUGAAGAAGCUUUUGUCCGUGUAAGAAAUAAGGUGAAAGUACCAUUGUAUGGCUGUGAUUGUUAUGCAUAUGCGCUUUUAGCUUCUGGAUUUGUGGAUCUUGUUGUGGAGUCUGGUCUUAAGCCCUAUGAUUUUCUGUCCUUGGUACCGGUAAUAGAAGGAGCUGGUGGAUCAAUAACUGAUUGGAAAGGGGAUAAGCUUCACUGGGAGGCCUCUCCUGAAUCACGCCCAGCAAGUAUGGCCUUUUUGCAUAAGGUUUUAAUGUGGUAGCCGCAGGAGAUCCCCAGGUUCACAAAGAGGCAUUGGACGUGCUAGAAUGGCAGUAACCCGCUCAGCUGGUAAAGCCCAAAGUUCUCAAUGGCUCUAGUAAAUGUAGUAUCUGAAUAGAAGGGUGAUCUGAAGGGGUAAAUAAGUAUUCUAUCCAACUUGUGUAGAGUUGUUCUUGUAACUUAAAUGAUAAAAGAAGCAGGCAAUGCCUUGCUUCUGAAAUCCUGUUUCUUGUUGGAUAAUUUCCAAAUUAACUCUUUUAAGUUAUGCAGGCACAAAAUCAGUAUCAAAUAGUGUGUCACAUUGAUGCUCUUACACAAGUUUACAUUGAAACAAAAACUUGAGUAAUUUUGAGAUCUUAUAUUCUAUUAAUGAAGCUCUGGACGCUGUCCUAGUCCCUGUA
Molecule: messenger RNA, 1566 nt
Organism: Elaeis guineensis (African oil palm)
Lineage: Eukaryota; Viridiplantae; Streptophyta; Magnoliopsida; Arecales; Arecaceae
Source: RefSeq, a predicted model, not a curated record